Molecule: messenger RNA, 878 nt
Organism: Ostrinia furnacalis (Asian corn borer)
Lineage: Eukaryota; Metazoa; Arthropoda; Insecta; Lepidoptera; Crambidae
Exons: 2
Coding region: 119-562 (147 amino acids)
Source: RefSeq, a predicted model, not a curated record
UUAUUGAUUGGUGAUUGAUUGAUAUUCGCUACGUUUGAGAGAAAUAAUAUAAAGUUUUGUUAUUUCUGAGGUUAUUUCGAUAUAUUUUACGCAAAAAAGCAAGGUUCGUCUUAACAAAAUGAGUGAGGAUUUAAAGCGUAAACGCAGUCCUAAUUGGUUGAUAACUGAAAAGGAACUUUUGUUGAGCCUAGUUCAGCUUCAUUUUAAUAUUAUAGAAAAUAAAAAAACCGAUGGAGUGACCAUAAAAAGAAAAUUAGCUCAGUGGCAAAUUAUUGCAGACCAGUACAAUAGCCGAACAAGCCACGGUACUCGCACAGGAGAAAAUUUAAAAGCUCAAUGGGAGUGUAUGAAAAAGACAGCGAGAAAGGCAGCGAAGCGAAGGAAUAGGAGAAAUAUUAUGAUUCAAACAAGAGGUGGAUCGCCAAUGCCUGAAGAGGAAGAUCCUUUUCUUCAGCAAAUAUUAAGCCUUAUAUCCACCAGUGCUGUUGGGUUAUUUAAUACUUAUAAUAGUGAUUCCAUUGUUCCUGCAGUGCAAGAUCAAGCAAUACCUUAUAAAAGUUAGCACCCUUGGUCUAAGUCAUCAUAGCAUACAAUUACAAAGUACACACAUUAUAAGUAGUACAUGCAAUUUCCAUGUAUUUUAUUCUUUAAUAUUAAUGGGCAAUUCAUUGUAAUCUUUACAAUGAUUGUGCCAGUAUACUUUAAUUUCCAGCAUAAUUGUAUAAACCUUCCAUGAAACUUGUUUGUAUUAUUUGCCGAGAGAUGUCACUGUACUUUGAGACGCGUAAAGCUGUACCGCGGUGUCCAGAUUUUUUUCCCUGGCUUUAUAUACCUGGAGUAUUUUGACAUCUGUGAACCUUUGACAACCAUUGUGAACC